This is a messenger RNA of Klebsormidium nitens, 3083 nucleotides long. The record is from the annotation of a GenBank genome assembly. NCBI's taxonomy places the organism in Eukaryota, Viridiplantae, Streptophyta, Klebsormidiophyceae, Klebsormidiales, Klebsormidiaceae.
CUCCGUUCGAGAAUCAGAUCAAGCAGAAGCCGCAGAAACGUUCAUUUUUAAGGGCCUGGAAAACAUUGAAGGGCCUGGAGGUUGCCUGUUAAGCACUGUGCAAUUGUGCUUGUACUGAAACCACUCAGGUAGCAACGCCCGACUCGCUUGGCUGUUCUGCUCUGAUUGUUUGCGCAGCCAAUUGCCACCAUGGGCGCUCCUGAGAAAGAGGAUGUGAAGAAGGACAAGAUGGAUGAGGACAAGCCGGUGUCUGACACCGUCAAAGAUGCUAAGAAGGACGCUCCUCAGAAGGAUAAAGACGCCAAGAAGAAGAAGGAUGAGAAGGAAGAGGAUCUGAGUGAAGAAGACGCAGCGCUUAAAGAGAACCUGGAGCUUAUGGUGGAAAGAGUGCAGGACAAGGAGGCGGGAGUGCAGAAACUUGCGCUGGAACAAUUGAGGACUGAGAUCAAAGACUCGACCAGUUCUAUGACGUCGGUGCCCAAGCCCCUCAAGUUCCUGCGACCUCAUUAUGACACGCUGAAGGCCUGCUAUGAGGCGCUCAAGCCGUCAGAAAACAAAACUAUGCUGGCGGACAUCCUCUCGGUCCUGGCGAUGACCAUGUCUCCUGAAGGCAGUCGGGAAUCUCUACACUAUCGCCUCAAGGGCUCCCUCGAGAACGUCGGCUCAUGGGGCCACGAGUACAUCCGGACGCUCGCGGGCGAGAUCGGAGAGGAGUACCAGGUUCGGACGGCUGAGGAAAAGAAGUCAGAGGACCUGAUGGCGCUCGUGCGCCAGAUCAUCCCCUUUCACGUGCAGCACAAUGCGGAACCGGAAGCGGUGGAUUUGUUGAUGGAGGUGGAGAGUUUGGAUCUGCUCAUGGAGCAUGUGGGGGAGAACAACUUCCGCAGGACCUGCCUCUACCUGCUCAGCUUUGCCAGCUACGUGCCGGAGCCCGACGACAGCCUGGUCCUGCGCACGGCGUUCAAGAUCUUCAAGAAGGUGAAGAAUUACGACGACGCCCUGCGCACCGCGCUGCGCCUUAACAGCAGCGAGCUUGUGGCGGAGGCCUUCUCCGCGUGCGAGGACCCCCUGGAGAAGAAGCAGCUCGCGUACAUCCUCGCCAGACAAGGUUUCGCUCUUGACUUGGAGAGUGACAUCAGCCUGGCGGGCGAUGACGAGCGCGACGCCCUGCAAGAGAUCAUCAGCAACUCCAAGCUGAGCGAGGGCUACCUUACUCUGGCACGUGACCUUGACGUCAUGGAAGCCAAGACCCCUGACGACAUCUACAAAGCGCACCUGAUCGACAGCCGUACACCGUCCAAUGCCAACGUGGAUUCCGCGCGGCAGAAUCUGGCGGCGACCUUCGUUAACGGGCUGGUUAACGCCGGAUUUGGGACGGACAAGCUGAUGACGGGGACUGGGGAGGAGGCGAGCAGCAGCGCUGCGGCCGGGGGCGGGAACUGGCUGUUCAAAAAUAAGGAGCACGGGAAGACGAGCGCGGCUGCCAGUGUGGGCCUGAUCCACCUGUGGGACGUGGACGGCGGCCUGCCCCAGAUCGACAAGUACCUGUACAGCACCGACAACUUCGUGCUUGCGGGGGGAUCUCUCGCGAUCGGAAUCGUGAGCAGCGGCGUGCGGCACGAGUCCGACCCCGCGUUCGCGCUGCUGUCCGAGUCGGUCAACAAGGACGACCCCGCGGUGCGCAUCGGGGCCAUCAUGGGGCUGGGCCUCGCGUACGCGGGCGUGCAAAAGGAGGAGGUUUUGGAGCUGCUGACUCCCGUGGUUCUGGACAGCUCCGUCGGAGUAGACGUCGCUGCGUUCGCUGCGCUCUCCCUGGGGCUGGUUUACGUGGGCACGUGCAACGAUGACGUGGCGAUGGCGAUCUUGCAAGCGCUGAUGGAGCGCGGGGAGACCGAACUCGCGGACCCGCUCGUACGCUACUUCCUGCUGGCGCUUGGGCUCCUUUUCCUGGGGCAGGGGGAAGCGGUGGACGCAACGGUAGAGGUGGUGAAGACGCUUCACGAGAAGGUGUCGAUGCACGCGCAGAUCAUACUGGACUCGUGCGCGUAUGCGGGCACUGGCAACGUUCUUAAGGUGCAGCGCCUGCUGUCCAUCUGCGGGGACCAUCUGGAGGAGGACAAGACGCCCGGGGGGGUGGCGCACCAGGGCGCGGCUGUGCUGGGCAUCGCGCUGGUCGCCAUGGCGGAGGAGCUAGGCCAGGACAUGGCCAUCCGCAGCCUGGAGCACCUGCUGCAGUACGGGGAGCCGGGCAUCCGGAGGGCCGUCCCGCUCGCGCUCGGCAUCCUGUCCAUCUCCAACCCUCGAAUGACCGUGAUGGACACGCUGAGCCGGCUGAGCCACGACGCGGACCAGGAGGUGGCCAUGGGGGCCAUCGUGGCGAUGGGGCUCAUCGGGGGGGGCACCAACAACGCGCGCAUCGCGGGCAUGCUGCGGAACCUGAGCAGCUACUACUACAAGGAGCCCAACCUGCUCUUCACCGUCAGGAUAGCCCAGGGGUUGGUCCACUUGGGGAAGGGUCUGCUGACGCUGAACCCGUUCCAUGCGGACCGGGGCCUGCUGCACCAAGUCGGGCUGGCGGGACUGCUCGCGUUCCUGCACAGCUGCAUGGAUUUCAAGAACAUCAUCCUCGCAAAGUACCACUACGCGCUCUACUUCGUCGUGCCCGCGCUGCAGCCUCGGAUGCUCUUGACCGUGGACGAAAACCUGAAGCCCCUCCCGGUGUCGGUUCGCGUCGGACAAGCGGUAGAUGUUGUGGGUCAAGCAGGCAGGCCGAAGACAAUCACCGGAUUCCAAACGCACACAACGCCAGUGCUUCUUGCGACCGGUGACCGUGCUGAGCUCGCUACGGAAAAGUACAUCCCGCUUACGUCAAUCCUAGAAGGGUUCGUUAUUUUGAAGCCGAAUCCGGACUACGUUGAGGAUCACUUAGACAAGUAGUUUCUGAGCAUGCGUGUCGAAAACAUCAGUCGGUGAGAGGAAUCUGCUGAGGAAGGCACAUUUCUGGCCCUACCUUGCGCCUGGUCAUCUUAGCGUGCAUGUGAUUUCGAGCACAUUUCCGCCAUAUGGCAACUCACAAAGUCAGG